AACACCUUUUAUGCACAGUUCAUGAACCGUAAAAAUAUCUUAACAUUUACCGGUUUUGAAACGGGUAAACUCUAUUUUUUUGACAUUCGUUUGUUUGUAUUUUUUGACAGUUGCAAACAAAUAUACGUUUCGGGGGACGAGUUUUUCGAUUUAUGAUGAAGUACUUACAUACUUGGAACUCCGUUAUGUUUAGCAUCUUUGGGAUAUUUUGAGAAACCCGAUUUGAUAGAUCGGCAGCAAGUUGUGUUUCUAUAGCAUCCCAGUGUUUCUGUCUUCAUCGAGAUGGGUGAACCAUAUUUCAACCUCAAACUAAAGCUUGAAGAGCUUGGUUAUAAUAAUACUUUACCCAUUGAUGCUGUUCCAUUAGUAGAAUGUAUACUCGCAGACCUGCUACAAACCACACGAAGCUUACAACACUAUAUGAAUUUGUCCAAAGAUGCGCUCAAGCAGCGGGAUGUCUUGAUGCUGGAAGCCGAACCUUAUAAGUGUGAGAAUGCUAAGCUAAUACAAGAAAACAGCCACCUUCACAGAGAACUAAUAGAAGCGAGGGAAGAAUAUGAAAGACUUACUAGAGAAACUAAGAGGAAGAUAAAAUCAAUGACUGAAGAGAUAAUGAAGAAAGAUGCCUUAAUUACAAAGUUGCAGCAUGAUCUGAGAGACAUGAGCCUUAGAGGACUGUGUGCAGACACUCAAAGUAGUCGUAAUAAAAGCAAAAAGAAGGAAGUAGAGGUAAUUAAUAAAGCUUGUAUGUGCAAUGAAUCUAAAAAUUAUAGCCAAGAUACAAUAGAAAUCACAAGAAAAAUGUCUGCAUUAGAGCAUCAAAAUGAAGAGUAUUCUGAUGAAAUUGCACUUCUAAAAAGCCAAAUUGAACACAGAGAUAAUGAGAUUAUUAGGUUGAAUAUCUUGUUAGAAGGUGGAAGACCUAUUACUGCUAUUAAUAAAGAUUGUUGCAAGUUAAACACUGAUGCUAAAAUUGAAGAACUUAAGAAACAGUUAACAGAAGUAGAAAGUUCUAAUGACUUGCUAAAAAAAGAACUUGAUAGUGGUCUAGAAAAGCAACAUGAAGCAAUGCUAAGAGCUCUAAAUCUUGCAGACAAAAAUAAAUGUUUACAAGAAGAGUUGCGAAAAGUAGAUGCACUAGCAUUAAAAGUGGAAGAGGACUGCAAUAAAAGGUUAUCAGCAAUGAUGAAUGAUAUUAAUCUUUUGCAAGCCAGAAUUGAAAAUCUUAGUUUAAAAAAUUCUCAAUUAGAAAGAGAACUAUCAAGAAGGAAGAUGACAUCACCUGUGCAUAAUGGUCAGCGAUAUCAAGAAUCCUUAACAAGAGUGAUGAUAGAAAAAGAGGCAUUACAGAAGGAGAUAAAAGAUUUAGUGGAGUUAAACAAGAAUUUACAAGACAAAAUUGAGAUAUUUUCACAAGAUAACACAGAAUUGAAAAAUAAAAUUAUCAGUGAGUGUCAAAACAUUAAAGAAUCUAAACAAUGCCCCACAAAAGCUGAAUUACAUUCAUUGCUUGAGGAAGAGAGAAAGAAGUAUGAACUGCAUAUUAUAGACAUUCAAACACAAUUAACUGAAACCAUGCAUAAUUUCAAUAAACAUUUGUCCAAGUGCAAAGAUAGAGAUGUUAGUCCUAAACGUCGGAUAAAUGCUUCUCAUGAUAAUGAAAAUGCUUUUGUCAAACAUUUGCAUAAAAAAUUAUGUGAUUGUGAACAGAAAAUCCUUACACUUAAAAAAGAAAAUGAUGAAUUAAAAUCAAAGACAUUCACUGAAACGGAAGGAAAUAAGCAAAAUUACAAAGAUAUUAUAAGUCAACUAAAUGCUGAAAAUGCAGAAUUAUCAAAGGAAAACAUAUCUUUAAGUCAAAGAUUAAGCCAUUAUAAAAACACUGAAAAGUGUGGUGAAGUGUCUGAUAAUCAUUUCAGAAGGGAAGUAUCAAAACUUCAAGAUCAAAUAGAAAGCCUAACUCACGAAAUACAAAUACUAAGAAAAGAUAAGCAAGAAUAUAAUUUGAGAUACAAAGACGCUCUUGAGAUGACAGACAAGUUGAAGAGAGAUCUAGCAUGUAAACAGAAAGAAAUUGAGAGAUUAGAAGAAGAAAAUUGUUCAUAUAAAAUGUCAACAAGAACUGGAAAAGCGUCAGCAGACCACCUCAGAGAUGAGUGUCACUUUUUAAGGGAGCAGAUAAAGAGAAUGCAAAGUGACGUUAUUAAAGAAAAGACAUUAGCUAGCCAAAUUAAAAAUAUACAAUUAGAAACGGAAAGAAGCAGCAAUGAAAUUCAAAAUGAGUUAUUAUGUACUCAAAAGAAACUUACCUUAUCCACAGAUAAAAUUGAAGCUUUAGAAAGGAAAUGCAAAGAAUUGCAAUCAGAAAUAUCAACAUUGAAAAAUGAUAAAUCUAAUUUAAUUGAUAACAUUAAGAAAGUUGACCAAGAGCGUGAUAAGUUAAUUAUAGAACUUGAUCAUAAAACUGAAAACAUGUGUGUUCUUGAACAAAAAAUGAAAUCUCAAGCCUAUGAAAUAAAUAGACUGGAAAGUGAAGUAUCUGAACUACAACGAAAACUUAAUGUGCAUAAAGUUUCUGAACAUAAAAUAGUAGAUAAUGAGGCGCAAAUAACUUUCUUAAAUGGUGAAAUUUCGAGAUUACAGCAAAAACUGGAUGGUGCAAUUAUAGAAAACAAACACUUACAGAACAGCUUGGCUGAUGCCAAUGGCAAUUUAAAAAUAAUUAAGAUUGAAUAUGAAAAGUCCAGGAAAGAAGUUGAUGGACUGAAACAGCAACUACAACAUUAUGUAGCUGAAAUUAGGCGAAUUGAGGAAAUGUUAUCACAUAAAGAAGCUGAAAGGUCUGACAUGUUAGAGCAAUUUGCUAGUCUUUCAGUAGAAGCGAAUAUAUUGGAAAAUACUAACCAUUCUCUAGAAAGUGAAUCAGCCUCAAAAUCUCUUCAAUUGCAAACAUAUAUCAAUAAAAUAGAAAAUUUGGAAUCAAAACUACUAGAUAAGGAUAAUAUUAUUGACAGUCAAUCAACACGUAUUGCAGCACUUACAUGUAAAGUAACAUCACUAGAGAAUGAAAUCAAAUUAAUUACUGAAGAAAAGACAAUCCUUGAACAGAAUGUAUCAUAUCUGAAACAAAUGUGUAAUAAUUUACAUUCAGAACAUGCCAGCAUGACUACUGGAAUGUGUGAAACAGAUUCAGAACUAAAACUGUAUGAGAAUAAAAUAAAAAGUCUGACCAAAGCUAAAUCAAGGAUAGAGGUUGAAAAAAAUGAGUUGAGAGAAAGUUUAAAAACAACUGAAAAGUUGUUGUCCAAUGCUAGAAAUGAAAUUGUAGAGUUAAAACUUGCUUUACAAGAUGCUACUGAUGAAACUAAGUCACUGCAAGAGCGUCUCGGAAGAUUGAGCAGAAGGGAAGAAACGGAAUUGCAUACAACUUUGACAAAGGAGGAGCUUGAACUACCUCUCAUGUUGGAAGAAACCAUUCAUGAAGUCAGCCAUGAGGAAGAUGAAGAUAGCUUGAGAUAUCAUGAAGUUAGAAAAAGAUUCUCUAAGUACACACAUGGCAGUACUUUGUAAAAUCAUUGCCCCAUUAAUGUGUUCAAUAUGUAUACAAUAUUUUACAGGUAUACUUUUACAUGUUAUAUUAUUAUAUUUUAGAUAAUUGUUGUAAUAUGAUUAUAGUUUAAUGCACUGGUGCAAGUUUUAAAUGUGUUUCUUAAACAUAAAAAUGUGGUGACAACAUUUUGUUAAAAAUAACAAAUGGAUCUUGAACUUUUAAUGGAUCUAUCUGCAUUAUUAUAUUGUCUGUAACUUAAAAAGAUAAUUAAAGAUGUGAUAACAACUUUA
This is a messenger RNA of Pectinophora gossypiella (pink bollworm), 3840 nucleotides long. RefSeq names its product centrosomal protein of 135 kDa (gene Cep135). The record is from RefSeq and is a predicted model, not a curated record. The transcript is spliced from 2 exons. Lineage: Eukaryota; Metazoa; Arthropoda; Insecta; Lepidoptera; Gelechiidae. Bases 283 to 3570 code for a protein of 1095 amino acids.